GAAAUAUCCAUAAUAGAACUUGACGUACGAGCGCGCCGAGGACGAAUGCGGCAAUGGCCGCGCCGCCGACGAGCGUCUUGAAGGAGGUCUUGGGCUUAGGCUUGUUGAGCAGACUCGCUUCGGACUCGAGGUCCGAGGGCAUGGUCGAGUAUGAGGUCAUUGUGCUUUUUUUUGCCUGCGCGACGUGUUCGCGGUUUCGCGCGUCGGCGCGGGCGUCCUCUCGGCGCGCGUGUUGGCCGCCGUGGCCGACGCGACGUCCGCGGCGGCGCGCGGCACAGGUCGAGCGCGCCCGUGGCCUUUUGCGCCGCGCGCUAUUUGCAAAAGCAAAGUUGAGUGCCAGUGUUUGCAAUGCACGCGGCGUGCGAGUUCGCGAGAUUCCGUAUGCGUGUAGCCGGCGAGGCGAGCGUAAAACAGGAGCGCGCCGGACGCAAACUUUAAGUCGUGUGGCUAGCGAGGCUCGAGAGUGUUUU
Molecule: messenger RNA, 470 nt
Organism: Pelagomonas calceolata
Lineage: Eukaryota; Pelagophyceae; Pelagomonadales; Pelagomonadaceae
Source: the annotation of a GenBank genome assembly